AUGUGGCCUUUGGAGCCCAUGGAGCACCCCCAGUGGAGGCGGUCAGAGUUGGAAAGUGACCUGCAGAUAGAGCCGGCUGCUUUCAAGGCUUUGUUCUCCUCUGAGAAGCCAAAACCGGAAGACGAGAAUCUCAUUUUCUUCUGUCAGAUGGGCAAGCGGGGCUUGCAGGCCACGCAGGUGGCCCAGAGCCUUGGCUACGAAGGGGCUCGGAACUAUGAAGGUGCCUAUAGAGAAUGGUUCCAGAAAGAAGGUUGGGGAGAAGAUGGCUUACUGAAUGCUCCCUCCCCCCGGCCCAUGGCUGCCUUAACUAAGAGUGAUGAAGGGGCUGACUUAUUGGGUUGGGCAGCUUCCCAUAGCUUUGUGCACCAAAAGCAACAAAUAAAGAGCAUUUAA
This is a messenger RNA of Rangifer tarandus platyrhynchus (Svalbard reindeer), 393 nucleotides long. NCBI's taxonomy places the organism in Eukaryota, Metazoa, Chordata, Mammalia, Artiodactyla, Cervidae. The record is from the annotation of a GenBank genome assembly.